UUCGCAAAGUUCCCGUCGGGCAGUACGCACGCGUCUCUAUCAUUUCGUCGCGAUAAAAGUGUAGAAAGUUUUAGUUCGUGUUGCGUAAAUUAAAUGAGAAAACAAUGACAAUGGACGUUCAAAGUAGCUAUCAAAAUUAUAAAGAAGCGUCGCCAGAUGCAAAAGAUAAUAAUCUUAGCAUUGAAAGUGCAAGGACUUCGCAUAUUUCGAAGACAGAUAUGCAAUCGACUGUUUUAAAUCCGGGAAAGGCAUCGAAACGCUCUUUUGAUGUGGCUUUUCUCAUGAUGCCUGAUGAAAAACUUCGCCAGAAACAACCUGAGAGGCAACUGAGAGUUUCAAAACAAUUAUUUAAUAGCGAAGAAUGGGAACAGCCUCAGAAAAGAAUUCCAGAUAUUUAUAAACACAGUGAAUAUUCAAAUGAAAAUGUACUGGACGUCAAAGACCACGAAGAUGACCGAAUUCGUGUAAACAAUAACAUAUCUCCAAAUUUUGGUUCCGAUAUCAAUAUAGAUGUCGGCACUGAUGAAUAUCCCAGUAAAACCAUGUAUUGCAGUGAUUCUGAGAACUCAGAUCGAUCAAGAAGUCGUCCAAACUCCAAUGAAAGUGCAGCUAGACAGCCUAAGUUCCUGCCUGAGCACAAGAAUAAAAUUUUCGAUGAUCCUACGCUGAUCAGCAUGCAAUCACGAGCGAGGUAUGAAAAUAGAUAUUCAGAUAAACCACAGGAAAUGUCACCUAAGAGCGCAUUUACAAAGGUUUCUAAUUACGCUAUUAGAUCUCCAAAUCCAUCAAUGAGUCCCGACAAUCUGCUUUAUCAAAACUCAGUGAGUCCACCACUUUCAGCGGCUACUCCACCAUCGACUUCUUACAACAAGGCAGCCGCUUUCAACAAUUUACUUACACCAGCACAUUUGUUAAACGGUAACAAUUUUUUUAAAGCUCAGAAUAUGCAAUCUUCGUCUCCAAACUACACAGAAUCCGGAUCAUUACCACAACGGGCGAACGUGAAUUAUAAUAAAAGUGUGGAAUACCAAGAAAAACAAGCUGAUCCAAAAAACAAAUUAAACUUUUUGCCAUUCAGACCCGAGAUUCCGUACCUUCCAGCCGGAUCAUCAUAUCCUUUCGGCGUACAGAAUUUCCAACAGCCCAAUGCUGAUUUUAUGAAAUUUCCAGUCCCUCCAAGAGAGCCUGUAAAUCCUUUAAUAGCUAACCCAGCAGCUGCUAUACUGAGUACACUGCUACCACCAACAUUGGCGGCAUUUUCGUUGCCAGCACAAAACGUUUGCGCUAAAUGUAGCAUCAGUUUUAGAAUGACGUCAGAUUUAGUGUACCACAUGCGUACACAUCAUAAGAGUGAGUCGCAAGCGGAUCCGAAUAAGAGAAAAAGAGAAGAAAAAUUGAAAUGUCCGGUAUGUAACGAGAGCUUCAGGGAGAGGCAUCACCUCACCAGACAUAUGACAGCUCAUCAAGACAAAGAAGGCGAUAUGGAUGAUGUGACACCUUCGCAAGGUUAUAAUAAAAAAAGCAAGCAAUAUUAUAGUCACAAUAACGGUUCGCUUCUCCACAAAUGAAUUAAUCAAAUAUGCUUAUUGAAAAAUUUCGAAGUGAAGUUCGUAAAGAUUUAUCUGAACUGGACGUUCAUUAAAAUUUACUGUAGGUAAUUGAAAUGUCGGUUUUGAGUCCAAUACCUUGUUCUGGGUUAUGUUUAAAUAAAUUGUUGUUGUUGUUUAGUUAUUUAAGUAUUAUUAUA
Messenger RNA from Galleria mellonella (greater wax moth), 1747 nucleotides. RefSeq lists its product as uncharacterized. Gene Ontology annotation, cellular component: nucleus. The transcript has a single exon. NCBI's taxonomy places the organism in Eukaryota, Metazoa, Arthropoda, Insecta, Lepidoptera, Pyralidae. Gene Ontology annotation, biological process: regulation of DNA-templated transcription. The record is from RefSeq and is a predicted model, not a curated record. The coding region runs from base 105 to 1568 and encodes 487 amino acids.